Messenger RNA from Etheostoma spectabile (orangethroat darter), 5345 nucleotides. It is a transcript of the gene hace1, whose product is annotated as HECT domain and ankyrin repeat containing E3 ubiquitin protein ligase 1. Gene Ontology annotation, cellular component: Golgi membrane; nucleus; cytoplasm. The coding region runs from base 229 to 3021 and encodes 930 amino acids. Gene Ontology annotation, molecular function: ubiquitin protein ligase activity; protein binding. The record is from RefSeq and is a predicted model, not a curated record. The transcript is spliced from 25 exons. NCBI's taxonomy places the organism in Eukaryota, Metazoa, Chordata, Actinopteri, Perciformes, Percidae. Gene Ontology annotation, biological process: Golgi organization; ubiquitin-dependent protein catabolic process; protein polyubiquitination.
ACAACAGGAAGUAUCAGAGGCUAGGCAAUUACGUUGUCGGUGUAUGGCCAGGGCACUGUGAAAAUGUACCGUACUGUACUCUCUGUAAAUCAGUUUGUUUGAAGAGACGCGGUUCCCCUUCUGCCAGCGCUCAUGGACGACGCCCAGGAACAACACCCCCCCAUCAGGAACAAAUAAAUCGGGCGGGCGAGCCUGUUCGCUCCGUUCAUCUCGGUGGACAGCUCACCUAUGAUGGAACGGGCGAUGGAGCAGCUCAACGUACAGCUCAGUCGGCUGACCCGUUCCCUUCGCCGGGCCAGGACCGUAGAACUCCCAGACGACAAUGAGACUGCUGUGUACACACUUAUGCCAAUGGUCAUGGCUGACCAGCACAGGUCAGUGUCAGAGUUGCUGCUCAACUCAAAGUUUGAUGUGAACUACGCCUUUGGACGAGUCAAGAGAAGUCUGCUACACAUCGCUGCCAACUGUGGGUCAGUGGAGUGUCUGGUUCUGCUGCUGAAGAGAGGAGCCAACCCAAACUACCAGGACAUCUCAGGCUGUACCCCUCUGCACCUCGCUGCUAGGAAUGGGCAGAAGAAGUGUAUGGGCAAACUACUGGAAUACAAUGCUGAUGUCAACAUCUGUAACAAUGAGGGACUGACCGCUAUCCAUUGGUUGGCAGUGAAUGGGAGGACGGAGCUCCUUCACGACCUGGUCCAGCACGUGUCCAACGUGGAUGUGGAGGAUGCCAUGGGGCAGACAGCUCUACAUGUAGCCUGUCAGAACGGACACAAAACUACGGUGUUGUGUCUCUUGGACAGCGGAGCUGACAUCAACCGGCCGAACAUCUCUGGAGCCACGCCUCUUUACUUUGCCUGCAGCCAUGGCCAAAGAGACACAGCGCAGAUCCUGCUCUCUCGUGGUGCCAAAUACCUCGCUGACAAGAAUGGAAUCACUCCUCUGGAUCUUUGUGUGCAGGGAGGAUAUGGGGAGACCUGUGAGAUCCUCAUCCAGCACCACAGCAGACUUUUCCAGACCCUCAUCCAGAUGACACAAAAUGAUGAAAUGAAAGAGAACAUGCUCAGGCAGGUUCUGGAGCAUGUCUCUCAGCAGAGAGACAGUCAUUACCAGAGGAUCUUGACCAGUCUUGCUGAAGUAGCUACCACCAAUGGACACAAGCUUCUCAGCCUGUCCAGCAGUUAUGAAGCUCAGAUGAAGAGUCUGCUGAGAAUCGUUCGUAUUUUCUGCCAUGUGUUUCGCCUGGGGCCUUCUUCACCCAACAAUGGCAACGACAUGGGCUACAAUGGCAACAAGACGCCUCGCAGCCAGGUCUUUAAGAUGUGUGCGAGACAGAUGGCUGUGGAGACGGUACAAAAAGAUGAAUGUUCCUGGACAGGUUCUGCUGUCUUUGAUCCAAUGGAGCUGCUGUGGCACUCCCUGGACGAGUGGCUGGUGCUUAUCUCCACAGAGCUGGACAGGAACCGGAAGAACCCUUCUUCCCCCUCCUCCAGCAGCAGCGAAAUAGCCUCUCUGCUUCUCAAACAGCGGGAGGUCGACCACUCCGGCUCCACACCGAAGCUGCCCUCCUUGCUGGACGCUCAGACCGCCAUGGAAACAGAGGUGUACGCCGACGGGGAGGACGUCAUCUCCAUGACGGCCAGUCGGCUCAGUGCUGUGAUCCAGGCCUUCUAUAUGUGCUGCUCCUGUCAGAUGCCACAAGGAAUGACGUCCCCUCGCUUUAUUGAGUUUGUCUGCAAGCAUGACGAGGUGCUCAAGUGUUUUGUAACCAGAAAUCCAAAGAUCAUCUUUAACCACUUUCAUUUCCUCCUGGAGUGUCCAGAGUUGAUGUCACGCUUCAUGCACAUUAUUAAAGGCCAGCCCUUCAAAGAUCGCUGCGAGUGGUUCUAUGAGCAUCUGCUGGCCGGCCAGCCGGACUCAGACAUGGUUCAUCGUCCGGUCAACGAGAACGACAUCCUGCUCAUCCACAGAGAUUCCAUAUUCAGGAGUAGCUGUGAGAUGGUUUCCAAGUCCACCAAUGAGAAACUCAAACAGGGCAUCGCUGUUCGCUUCCAUGGCGAGGAGGGGAUGGGCCAGGGUGUGGUUCGGGAGUGGUUUGACAUCCUAUCCAAUGAGAUCAUCAACCCAGACUAUGCUCUGUUCACUCAGUCAGCUGAUGGUACCACUUUUCAGCCGAACAGUAACUCCUCGGUGAACCCAGACCACCUGAACUACUUCCAGUUCGCAGGUCAGAUCCUGGGUCUGGCUCUGUACCACCGACAGCUGGUCAACAUCUAUUUCACCCGCUCCUUCUACAAACACAUUCUGGGUAUCCCAGUGAACUACCAGGACGUGUCGUCCAUCGAUCCAGAGUAUGCCAAGAACCUGCAGUGGAUCCUGGACAACGACAUCAGCGAUCUGGGUCUGGAGCUCACCUUCUCUGUAGAGACGGACGUGUUCGGGGCGAUGGAGGAAAUGCCGCUCAAACCCGGAGGGACCAGCAUCCUGGUCACCCAGGACAACAAGGCCGAGUACGUCCAGCUGGUGACGGAGCUGAGGAUGACGCGAGCCAUCCAGCCUCAGAUAAAUGCCUUCCUGCAAGGAUUCCACACCUUCAUCCCCCCCUCGCUCAUCCAGCUUUUCGACGAAUACGAAUUGGAGCUCCUGCUGUCAGGAAUGCCAGAGAUCGAUGUGCAAGAUUGGUACAGGAACACGGAGUACACCAGUGGCUACGACCCUCAGGAGCCAGUCGUCCAGUGGUUCUGGAAGGUGGUGAACAGCCUGACCCAGGAGGAACGGGUUCUUCUGCUUCAGUUUGUCACUGGAAGUUCCAGGGUUCCGCAUGGUGGCUUCGCCUACCUGAUGGGUGGCAGUGGUUUACAGAAGUUCACCGUUGCUGCAGUGCCAUACACCUCUAACCUACUGCCUACCUCGAGUACCUGUAUCAACAUGCUAAAACUCCCAGAAUACCCGAGCCAAGAGGUCCUGAGAGACCGGCUGCUGGUCGCGCUGCAUUGUGGGAGCUACGGUUACACCAUGGCGUGAACACCCUAUCAGUUCCUGCUGCGGGGAGGUUCUGCAGACUCCUGCAUCACUCCCUCCUCCUCCACAGACACUCUUUUUUUUGUAGUCAGGCGCUGCUUUUGCUGGACAAAAAAAAAAAAAAGAGAAGGAAAUCCAGAUUCUUAUUAAUGAGCUGCUGGCGAGGCACAACAGACUGAAUAGAGACCCCACUUUCUGGAUCUCUUCCUGUGCCAGAACUUCUAUUUUUUUUUAUGGAUACUGGUGUCUGGUCAUUUAUGCAAAUAAUUUAAUAUAUUCUAAAUUUGACUAUUUUCAUGCAUUUAUUUAAGAAGAAAAAAACAGCAUUUAUACCAUGAAUUCUCUACGUAAAACAGCAUCAUAAUAAUCACCAUACAACUUAUUGAUGCAUGCUUACUGAAUGCCAAAUAUGGAUUAUGUCCGUUGCAGAAUUGAUCAGUUUCAAACAUCAAUCAGACUGCAUUGUAUCUACUGUAUGUCCCAGCUUCACAGUGCAUAUUCCUUCAUAGAAAACUGGUAUAAUAGAACAAAUGUACAUUUUCUUCACAUUAUCUUCAGUUUCUGAGUCACCAGACCAGAACAGAGCCAUACUGAGCGAUACAGAGAGAGUUUUGUGUUAUCCAAUCUGUCCGUUGAUACCAGGUGCGGAGCAUCGGCGUAGGCCCGCGCGGGCGCUGCAGCGAUCAUUACACCGUCUCCUCUUUUUCUCGCGCGAGACUUUACUUUAUAAAAUUUCGGGGGAAAAAAGCCAGGUUUAUGUGAUUUUGGCUGUCUUGGCUUCUCACAGCAAAACAUAUGAUCAGGCACACGGAGAGAGACCAACAGACGCACACACAGGCUAAAACGACUACAGUUUCCCCCACUCAGCCUGUCUCUUUCUAUCAGAGCGAGAGCAGAGAGGAGAAAGAUGGCUUAAUGACCGCUUAGAAACAUAGAAAUAAGGGUCCGGUGUGAAUGGCCAGGCGCGGGAUCAGGUACGUAUCUAUGCUACGCAACACUCACGCGCCCGGUGUGUUCCAGCUGUCGGUCGGCUUUCCAGGACAUGCCAAAGGUUUUGGUGGGUGGGUUCUGUGCAGGCCGGUCAAGUUCUUCAUCAUGAAACCAUUUAUUUCUGGAGCUGGCUCUGUGCAUGUCGAACGAGGAACGGGCCAAACACAAACUGUUGACACCAAAUCGGGAAGAUUUCUGUUGUGUAUCAUUGUAUUAACCUUUUAAAAUCAUUGGAACAAAGAAGAAACAGAGCCAGACCAAUAGUACAUUACAGUAUGUAGACGGGAGUGUUUGCAUACUUUUGUAUGUAAAUCUGCAAAUAAUGAUUAUGUUCAAUAUUAUUAUUUUUAUAAUUAUUAUUGAUAAUAUUUAAAUUUGGCUACUACCGACUAGAAUGUUCGUCCUGUGUGUGGUGAAGGGUUAACAAAAGAAUUUAGACCAUGUGUUGAGUUGCUGUAAUGACAUUAAAAGAAAAGAAAAAAAAAUACAAAAUAAUGCCCACUGGCAAAUAGCAAUACAGUGGGUGCUAUUAUUGCAGGACAAAAGUUAGAAGAAAAAAAAAAGAGAAAUUAUUUUUUAGUUUUUUUACCACAAAAGAUACACAUAUUACAAUGAUCGCCAGAGAUAAACAUUUAUUGAUUUAUUUUCUGUUUUAAUGUGAUUUGGAGUUUGAUGUAUCUAAGACUGGACUUAUCCAGCUGGGAUAGGACAUUUGUUUGUAAAUGUAACUCAUGUUGUAGGUAUUGGACGUACCGUAUAGCUCAGGUGUUUACCAUUUGUCUCCAUACCUGCAUGAACACUCCAUCCUGUGGCAGAAAACGCUCGUCGGCUAGGUGAAGGUCUGUUUCAGUUUGGAAGUGAGCAUUUUGCUGUCAUCUGUAUUUGUGCUUAAUAAUGAAAACCAAUCCUUCUGUUUGUAGUUGUCCCUGUUUAGUUUCACAGGGAACCAUUCAAUAUAUCUACAUGAUAAAUGUUUGGCUUGCAUUGCCGUCAAAUAAAAGCUGAAAUCAUUUUAAAUCUUUAGUUUGUAUUGUACACAAACAUGCUGAACAUGUGUUUUUUUUAUUCUGAGAGCGAUGGGGAUCAUGCUAUGAAGUUUUUCUUAUUUCCAUUUGUAAAGGGGAGUGUACAUGUUGAUUUAAGAUUUCAUAUUAUCAAUGAGUAUUGUUUUGAAGGCCUUGCCUGAAAUGCUUUUGUAAACUGCUGUUAAUGUUUAUUGAAAAUGGAGCGUUUAUAAAUAUUUCUGUAAAGUCUUCAGUAUCAAAUGAUGUAUUUUACCAUACAUAUAUGUUGUGGUUUGAAAUUUUAAACCAAUAAAACUUGUUUUUGACAAUCCA